AUGGCACUCGUGCUGCUUGGCCUGGCCGCGCUGUGCGGGAGCGCCGAGCCCCGAGAGCCGACUAUUCAGUGUGGCUCUGAAACUGGGCCAUCUCCAGAGUGGAUGGUUCAACACACUCUGACCCCAGGAGACUUGAGGGACCUCCAAGUGGAACCUGUUAAAACCAGUGUUGCAAUGGAGGAUUAUUCAAUUUUGAUGAACAUAAGCUGGAUACUUCGGGCAGAUGCCAGCAUCUGCAUGUUGAAGGCCACCAAGAUCUGCGUGACAGGCAAAAGCAACUUCCAGUCCUAUAGCUGUGUGAGGUGCAAUUACACAGAGGCCUUCCAGAGUCAGACUAGGCCCUCUGGUGGCAAAUGGACAUUUUCCUACGUAGGCUUUCCUGUGGAGCUGAACACACUCUAUUUCAUUGGGGCCCAUAAUAUCCCCAAUGCAAAUAUGAAUGAAGAUGGCCCUUCCUUGUCUGUGAAUUUCACCUCACCAGGUUGCCUAGACCACAUAAUGAGAUAUAAAAAAAAAUGCAUUGACGCAGGAAGUCUGUGGGAUCCAAACAUCACUGCUUGUAAGAAGAACAAGAUGUCAGUAGAAGUGAACUUCACAACCAGUUCCCUUGGAAAGAGAUACAUGGCUUUUAUCCAACGUAAUGGCGUCAUUGGGUUUUCUAAUGUGUUUUAUCUGCACCAGAACAAACUGACACGAACUUCUGUAGUGAUUCCAGUGAUGGAGGAAAGUGAAGGUGCUGUGGUUCAGGUGAUUCCAUAUUUCCCUACUUGUGGCAAUGACUGCAUCCGACGCAAAGGAACUGUUGUGCUUUGCCCACAAACAGGAGUCCCCUUCCCUCUGGACAACAACACACGUGUGCUAGGAGACUGGCUGCUUCUUCUUCUGCCAUCUCUGCUGGUGGCCGCAUGGGUGCUGGCGGUUGGGAUCUACCUAAUAUGGAGACAUGAAAGAAUCAAGAAGAUUUCCUUUUCUACUACUACUCUCCUGCCUCCCAUUAAGAUUCUUAUAGUUUACCCAUCUGAAAUAUGUUUCCAUCACACAGUUUGUUACUUCACUGAAUUUCUUCAAAACCAUUGCAGAAGUGAGGUCAUCACUGAAAAGUGGCAGACAAAGAAAAUAGCUGAGAUGGGUCCAGUGCAGUGGCUUACCAUGCAGAUGCAAGCAGUGGAUAAAGUAGUCUUCCUUCUUUCCAAUGAUGUCAACAGCAUGUGUGACAGUACUUGCGGCAAGAGGGAGGGAAGCCCCAGUGAGAACUCUCAAGAUCUGUUCCCCCUUGCCUUUAACCUUUUCUGCAGUGAUCUCAGAAGCCAGACUCAUUUGCACAAAUACAUGGUGGUCUACUUUAGAGAGGCUGAUACCACAGACAAUUACAGUGCCCUCAAUGUCUGCACCAAGUACCACCUCAUGAAGGACGCCACUGCUUUCUGCACAGAACUCCUCCAUGUCAAGCAGCACGUGUCAAUGGGAAAAAGGCCACAAGCCUGCCACAAUGGCUGCUCCUCCUUGUAGUCCACCCAUGAGAAGCAAGAGACCGAGAAGCCUUCCUACCCUACCAAUUUCAGGGAAAAAGCAUUUGUGAUGAUUGUGAAGUUUACAGGACAGCCUACAAGUAGCUUAGUAGUUAAAAAUAUUAUGCCAAUAAAAUUAACUAACAUUACUAUGGUAGCAUUAAUGAAAGAAUUGAAACUAAAUAUAUAAUUACAAAGUUAAUUUUAUAUCUAGAAAUCAAGAAGUUAUAACUGAAAACUAUAACCAUUCUGAUAAUAGUGAUAAAGCAUCUUCCAGCCAAACAUCCAGUCUUGAAUAGCCAUGCUUUGCACUGUGGGUAGAACUGUUUUGCUCUGUACUAUUAUAAGUUUAAUGAAUGAAUUCUAAUGUAAGAAGCCCUCACUAAUAUACUCAAUAUCUUUUUAGGUGAAAAGCCCUCUAUUACAACAAUCUUUAAAUGUAAUAUAAUACAAGUAGGGAAUAACAUGCUGAACCCAUCUUUAUUGACCAGAUGAUCUUGUAUAUGUGUAACCACUUGUAGUAUUUGGUAUUCACAUAGGACCUCCCCUCUCCAAACUAGAUUCAUGUCCUAACGCUUGCACUUUUAACAUGAACACCAAAAUACAUCACCUGCAAAUCUGGUAUGUACUUAUGUCCCAAGUGCAUAUUGAAGGCCACUGUCAGAAUUCGUGGAGUUUCUUGGUUAACUUUUCACAUUCAAAAUGAAAAUUCUUUGGUUAAAAGUAUGCCCUCUUGAAGUAGUUAAUCUUUUUAUAAAUGAGUUAUAAUGGUUUAAAUAAAAAACAAACUACCACAGAGUUACAGAACACAAAGAUGUGAUAUUUUAAGUUUUCUGACUUAUUUUUCUAAAAGCAUCUUUUUCUUAACACAGAGGUCACAAAAAUGUAUUUAUAGUGGCAAAUGUAUCUUCUAGGAAUGCUUGUUUCAUACAGUGCAAUACUGAAUCUGCUCUGGAAUGUGGAUCAGUAUCAGAUGGUUGACUGUUAAAAUGUAUUUGCAGAUUUUCCUUAAAGGACCAUGUCACUUUUUCUGAUACAUGUCUUAUGGAUAAAAUAAAAACCAAAGUAAAGCAGCAUAAA
This is a messenger RNA of Galeopterus variegatus (Sunda flying lemur), 2588 nucleotides long. It is a transcript of the gene IL17RB, whose product is annotated as interleukin 17 receptor B. The coding region runs from base 1 to 1509 and encodes 502 amino acids. The transcript has 11 exons. Lineage: Eukaryota; Metazoa; Chordata; Mammalia; Dermoptera; Cynocephalidae. Gene Ontology annotation, molecular function: interleukin-17 receptor activity. The record is from RefSeq and is a predicted model, not a curated record.